This is a messenger RNA of Nelumbo nucifera (sacred lotus), 2406 nucleotides long. The record is from RefSeq and is a predicted model, not a curated record. Lineage: Eukaryota; Viridiplantae; Streptophyta; Magnoliopsida; Proteales; Nelumbonaceae.
AAAUUUCUCCACGAUUGCUCCUUCAACGUAGCAAUCCUUUUAUUUCUAUCUUACAGAAGAGUUGUCGUUCAUCUGCGCAGCGCGGCAGCCAUGGGAGGGGGCACUGGAAGGACACUCCUGAAUCUCUCAUUCUCCUCGAAUCUUCUAUCUCACUCUCUCUUCUCUGCGAGAAUAAGACACCCACUUGCCAAAACGUUGCCAUCUAGGGUUUUACUGAGGUUUAGGCCUCUUUGCUCGUCCACCACCACCGCCACUACAAUUGAACCGGACCAGGUGUUGAAACCCAUGAAGCACUCUAUCCUUCUUGACAGGCUGAGACUCAGACACCUCAAAGAUUCUGCAAAGACUCAACAGAGCAGGGUACCGCCAACUCGUUCUUCUGACAAGGAAGAGAAACCGUCAGAGAAGAGCAGAUCUACCAAUGUCGUUUCUAGUUUUCAUGAACUGGGUUUGGGUGAUGAGGUUAUGGGUACUGUCGAUGAGCUCGGUAUUUCUGUUCCAACUGAGAUUCAGUGUCUGGGGAUCCCUGCUGUGCUCGAACGGAAAAGUGUGGUAUUGGGUUCUCAUACAGGGUCUGGAAAGACUCUAGCUUACAUGCUGCCCUUAGUUCAACUACUGAGACAGGAUGAAGCAUUAUAUGGCAUGCUAAUGAAACCAAAACGUCCUAGAGCUGUUGUGCUAUGUCCAACAAGAGAGCUAUCUGAACAGGUAUUCCGUGUGGCCAAAUCUAUAAGUCAUCAUGCCCGGUUCAGGUCUACUAUGGUGAGUGGUGGUGGCCGUUUAAGACCGCAGGAGGAUUCAUUGAGUGUUCCUAUAGACAUGGUUGUUGGGACCCCUGGGAGGGUUCUUCAACAUAUUGAGGAAGGGAACAUCGUUUAUGGUGACAUCAAAUAUUUGGUGUUGGAUGAGGCAGACACCAUGUUUGAUCGUGGCUUUGGUCCUGACAUUCGCAAGUUUCUUAGCCCAUUGAAAAACCGCGCAUUGAAACUCAAUGACCAAGGAUUUCAAACUGUCUUGGUUACUGCAACAAUGACUAAGGCAGUGCAAAAGUUGAUUGAUGAGGAAUUUGAAGGAAUAAUCCAUUUACGCACUUCAACAUUUCAAAAGAAGAUUGCAUCUGCUCGACAUGAUUUCAUCAAACUUUCAGGUUCUGAAAACAAGUUGGAAGCGUUGCUUCAGGUCUAUUCUCUAUGUCUUUAUAUGCUGUUAUGUUUGGUUUUUAUAAUACAAAAGCCAGAAGACGCAAGAGAGUCUGUAUUGGCAGAAAACAGAUUGGUCAAGAUGGCUCUCUCGGGCACAAACGUUACAGCUGAAGGGAUUUCAAAGCUGAAGGGAAUAUCUAUAGAAGGUUGGGCCGGAGGAGGAAAUGAGACCAACACCGAAGAAGAUGAGGGUCCUGAGGAGGUGGAGAGGCUGGAACCAAUGAAGGCCAUAGGGCACGUGGCAGAAGUUGAAUCAACAAGGGAGAAAUAUUCCUUGUUAUACAGAAAGAAUGCUUACAUGCUGCAUGCAGUGUCCCCCUUAUGCAGGAUAAUGAGUAGUUUGCAUUACUUUUAUCCUCACUUGCAAUAUUCUGUUUUCAGGGUUGAAAACCUGAAGAAAUUUAAGAGUGAAGAUGGAGACUGCCCCACAUUGGUUUGCACAGAUUUAGCUGCACGUGGACUGGACUUGGAUGUGGAUCAUGUCAUCAUGUUUGAUUUUCCAUUGAACUCUAUUGACUACCUCCAUCGCACUGGAAGAACUGCUCGUAUGGGAGCAAAAGGCAAAGUGACAAGUCUGGUUGCAAAGAAGGACUUGAUUUUAGCAUCACGAAUCGAGGAAGCCAUAAGGAAGAAUGAAAGCUUGGAGUCUCUUACUGCGGAUAAUGUCAGGAGGGACAUUGUAAAUGCUCGAAUUAAUCAGCAGAAGGGCAAGAAUAUGGCAAAUGCUUCAAAUCACAAAAACAAGACUACCCCAGCAUCAAAAUCCUCUAAAACCCGUGGGAAGGCUUCUUCCAUCCAGACAGCAGGAAGGAAAACCGCAGGAGCCAAAACUGGAAAAACAUCUAGACACCUUAAAAUUGGCAAGACAGUAGCUCAGGCCUCUAAGCAAUCGAAGUCUUCCCCUUCUAAACAAAUGGGAGGCAGAAAAUCUGGUUCCGUGAAACCUAUGGGAACAAAGAUCAGAGUUGUUGGGUUUAGAGGGCGGAGUUCAUCAUCUACCCAGAAAGGAUCCUUAAGGUCCAGUUGAUGCAGAGUGCAAUUUUUGGACGAACUUUUUUUACCUGGCCGCAUGUAAAUUAUUUAUUCUCCGUUUCUCAUGAAAAUUUGAGCAAUCUCAAAUAAAUGUUCAUUUUGUUAUUUGUUCAGAAGAUCAACUUUCCCAUGUUGAAUGUCGACUGAAAUGAGCUGAGGUAUUCCAUUGCAA